Messenger RNA from Pediculus humanus corporis (human body louse), 2049 nucleotides. RefSeq lists its product as uncharacterized. The coding region runs from base 1 to 2049 and encodes 682 amino acids. The record is from RefSeq and is a predicted model, not a curated record. Gene Ontology annotation, cellular component: cytoplasm; nucleus. The transcript is spliced from 12 exons. Lineage: Eukaryota; Metazoa; Arthropoda; Insecta; Psocodea; Pediculidae. Gene Ontology annotation, biological process: tRNA methylation. Gene Ontology annotation, molecular function: tRNA (cytidine-N5)-methyltransferase activity; tRNA binding.
AUGAGGAAGAAUAAAAUAAAACGUAAAGUUAAAAGAGAAAGAAGUAAAAAUGAAAAUUCUAGAAAAUCUUACGAAGAUAUUGUUAGAGAAAAUAAAGAUUUUGAAAGUUACUAUAAGUUACAAAAAAUAUGUCCUGAAGAAGAAUGGGAUAAUUUUAUAAAAGCUCUCAAAGAGGAUUUGCCAACUGCUUUUAGAAUAACAGGUUCUAAAACAGAAGCAAAAACCCUUUUGCAAAUCGUUCAAGGACAAUAUUUUAAAGAUUUUCUCAAUGCUAAACAAGAUGAAAGCAUUAAAGAACCUUUUGCUUUGCCAUGGUAUCCUGAUAAUCUUGCAUGGCAAUUACAACUUUCUCGUAAAGAUAUCAGAAGAUGUGAAGCAUUUUUUAAACUUCAUAAUUUUUUAAUAUCUGAAACAGACAGUGGCAAUAUUAAUAGACAAGAAGUUGUUAGUAUGAUUCCACCGAUAGCUCUAGAUGUUAAGUCUCAUCAUAAGAUUUUAGAUAUGUGUGCAUCUCCUGGUUCGAAAACAGCUCAGUUAAUUGAAUAUUUACAUAAAAAUGAUGAAAGGCUUCCUAAGGGUUUUGUUAUAGCCAAUGAUAUUGAUAAUAAUAGGUGUUACAUGUUAGUUCAUCAAGCCAAAAGACUUAGUAGUCCAAAUAUAAUUAUUACCAAUCAUGAUGCUUCUAUCAUGCCUAAUUUUAUUAUUAAAAAUAAUGACGGGGGAGAAAACAUUUUAAAAUUUGACAGAAUUUUAUGUGAUGUGCCUUGUACCGGAGAUGGAACUUUAAGAAAAAAUGCAGAUAUUUGGACAAAAUGGAACACUGCUAAUGGAAAUAAUUUACAUGGAGUUCAAUUUAGAAUUAUUAAAAGAGGUGUUGAAAUGCUUACAAUUGGUGGAAGAUUAGUAUAUUCUACAUGUUCAUUAAAUCCUGUUGAAAAUGAAGCUGUUAUUGCUAGGUUAUUGACAGAAGCACAAGGAUCACUUAAACUUGUUAAUUUGGCACCCCUUCUUCCUGGUUUAAAGUAUUUAAAAGGUUUAAAAUCAUGGUUGGUAACGUCUAAAGAUGUUAAAGGGUAUAAAACAUUUGAUGAAGUGCCUAAGCAAUGGCACACAGUUGUGAGACCACAAAUGUUUCCACCACCUCAAGACAUUGUCGAUCAAUUAAAUUUAGAUCUUUGCGUGAGAAUUCUUCCUCAUCAUCAAGAUACGGGAGGUUUUUUCGUCGCAGCGUUGGAAAAAGUCAAAACAUUACCUUGGGAAAGUUCUAAAAUGAAUGAUGGUAACGAAGAAAAGAACAAUUCAAAUCAAAAAGUUAAAGAACCUAGUAGAAAAAAGAGAAAAAUUUUCGGUUAUCGUGAAGAUCCUUUUAUUUUCUUUGAUGAGAACGAACCUGUUUGGCACGACAUUAAAGAGUUUUACGACAUAACGAACGAGCUCCCAGCUCAAUGUUUGUUAACGAGAUGUAAAGAAGGUAAAAAAAAAAACAUAUAUUUAACGUCACCGGAAGUAAGAGAUAUAGUUAUUAACAACGCAGAAAGAUUUAAAAUAAUAAAUACGGGAGUGAAAACAUUUGCAAGAUGCGACACAAAAGGAAUGAAAUGUUCUUUCAGAUUAGCUCAAGAGGGACUUUGGAGCAUAUUUCAAUUUAUCGGUCCUAAAAGAAAAAUUUCGUUGACGAAAAAUGAUUUACUUUUGUUGCUUGAAAAUAACGAUCCGAAAAAUCCACCGGAAACGGCUAAAUUAAAUCCUACAACGCAAAAAUCAUUAAAUCAAAUAGGUGCGGGUAGUUGCGUGUUUGUGUACGAUGAAGAACCCGUAACGGAUAAAUCCUUGCACGUGGAAUUAGCCGGAUGGGUUGGCGCCGUGACGACAAGAGUUUAUAUUCCAUUAAGCGAUUGCAUUCACUAUCUCAGGUUAUUGGGAGGAGACACGUCGAAAUUUGAAAUAAAUAAAUUUAAAAAAUCUGAAGAGGAUACAGAGGGCGGUGUAAUAAUAAUAGAUGAUGACAAUAUGGGUGUGACAACACAAAAUGAAAAUAAAGAAAUUUAA